Messenger RNA from Lodderomyces parapsilosis, 3894 nucleotides. RefSeq names its product transcription factor TFIIIC subunit. The coding region runs from base 1 to 3894 and encodes 1297 amino acids. Gene Ontology annotation, molecular function: DNA binding. Gene Ontology annotation, cellular component: transcription factor TFIIIC complex. Lineage: Eukaryota; Fungi; Ascomycota; Pichiomycetes; Serinales; Debaryomycetaceae. The record is from RefSeq and is a predicted model, not a curated record. Gene Ontology annotation, biological process: transcription initiation at RNA polymerase III promoter; 5S class rRNA transcription by RNA polymerase III. The transcript has a single exon.
AUGCUGUUUCCUUAUACCCCAUACGAGACAGUUGCAUUCGUAGCAGAAAAGUUGUCCUUUUCAGGGUUCCGGGGAUUGCUCUUAUCUGAGCUAUGGCAGGUGAUUCAACAAGAGUUCAAGCAAACAGAAGAGUUGGAUAAGUUUCAAAAAGAUAUUAUCUGGAAGUGGUUAUUCUUUGAUUAUAGAGAUGAGAAUGAAAAUGCAGAGGUUAAAUUCUAUGUGACGUACGAUAAAGAACCCAUUACAAUUGAGUCAAAUUAUCAAUCAUUCAUUUCGAAACAAAAGAGAUCGCAGGAAUUGAGGGUUCUCCCCACCGAAGAGACCCAAUGCUACUACUUGACAGGAGUGUCGAAUAACAAAAAAUUUAUCCUCACACUUGGUGCCUUCCCAUACCAAUUGCUACAAGAGAUAGCUAGACAUGGAGCGAAAGGAACUUGGGCUAGUGACUUACCCCUGACUACAGGGCAAGACAAGCGGUCGAUGACCGGGAGAUUAAACAAGCUCGAAGAAGCGGGCUUAAUAGUUAAGGAGCACAGGUUCUAUGAGGAAAAGAGAAUACAUAGCACGUGGGCGGUUCAUUACAAGUUUGGCGAUACCUCAAAAGUUAAAAAAGGUGAUGACGAAGAGAAUGGAUUUGAUCAUACCCCAGUAAGGAUGAGAAAGUUCAUCAUGAAUGCAUUGAAGCAAGCUCAAAAUAACAUAAGAACAUUCCGUGAUAUGAAAGUGGAGUUGAAAAUGAAUAGAAAUUCACAAGCUGCUAGGUUGUUUGGUUCAGUGAUUGAAAACUUGUGCGAAAAUGGAUACAUUGAGAGAAUUGAUGUUCAGGAUCAAACUCAUCCAUCCAGAAAACUUUAUGCAUUAAGGUUUGUAAAAGACUUGCCAAGUCUGAGUUUGGAAGAUGGGUACGAUACUUGGGAUUUGAGUUUAAGAACAGGACAAGAUCCCGAAACUCGAUUCGAAGAACAUGAAGAAGAUUGCGACGAUGACGAUUAUUUUAUUGCUACUUUUAACGAUAUCUUUCCACUCACUGCUCAGGUAUACGAAGCGAUCAAAAACUCAGGAAGUGAUGGAAUUAUAGCGAAACAGAUUGUGACAUCGAUCCUGGGCGAUGUAAAGCAUCGUCAAAUCACAAGGCUAUUAGAAAACAAUACUGACUAUUUAUACAAGGAUGGAGGGUUAGAGCCACUAUUGAGUUACUGUCCCGAGCAUAGCAAUACUGCAAUUGUAAAACAAAGCGAAUCUGAUGGGAGAUUGAAAUACUAUCGAUAUUACACCAUUGACAAUUUCAAGGCAAAAUUGACAAAGGCGCAUAAAAAGAAGAGGCCAGAGAGGAAACUACUAAGCACAUCCCUCGCUAGUUUGGAAAAGCAGCAUUAUGUAAAGAUUGAAAAGACGCCAAGCGGACCUUUGCUUUCUGUACCUGACUUUAUCCAUGGCAAGAAAGUAUCACAUGAGGAGGCAUCGCUGUAUCAUAUAAAGGCCCCGAUGGAAACUAGACUGGAAGGCGAGGGUGCAAAAAAACGUAAAGUUGAAGGAACUGACAAAAUUGAUCUAACAGCACCAAGGAAGCGGAGACUACGUCAAAGAGGAAAACUUAAGUCGCUCGAUACUCCGGACGUGGACUCGUACGAUAAAGAGGAUGCACCAAUGGAAGUUGAAGAGGAUCAGGAUUUCAUUCUUGGAGAUACAAAUGACGCUGAUGCAAAAGACGUGGAGGUUGAGAAGCCAGUUGCCAAGGUGAAGCUUGAAAAUGCCCCUAAAGAUGAUGAGACAUUGCUUGAUGAUAGUGGCAAAAAGGGUGUCCUGAAGUUUUCAAGACAAAGUCUAGCCCCAGCUUCAGAAUCUUCAAACCGACUGUACACCCCCCAAAUUAAUCAAAGACCGAAGAAUACACGAUUUAGAAAGGAGGAGCAAAAAUCAAAGAUUGACGAUGCAGAUGUGAAGGGUGCUUAUAGACGAGAUCAGUUUGUUCAGUUGAUAAUCGAAUUGGGAGGAGCAACUUUCACCAGUGCAAAGCUUGGCAGAAUGCUUGAUGAAAAAAUUCAACUGGAGAAACCCACAGAUAUCAAAACUAUUGCUCGUGAUUUGAACAAACUUGCUACUACGGGUGUGAUAGAAGUACAAGUGAUCCCAGUGGUUCAAAGUGGAAGGGAAAUAAAUCGUAGGUUGAUUAUUUUGAAUGACCCAAAGCAUCGACCCCUGGAUGAAUUUGUCGAGCAAAUCAAGUCAAAAAGCAAAGAGCCCAUCAAAAACACAUCAGAAAGGGGUCCAAUUCCGCGUCGACUUGUUGAAACUGACUACACCCUUAUUAAUUCUAGAGAGGCUUUGAAGAGAAGAACGACCCGGUUAACAUCCUUGCAUAGUAAAGACAAGACAAAGAUGAGUCGCCGUCGACCUGCACCAAAGGUCAAACUGGAGUUUGAUAGCAUUUUGGACUUUAGUGCCAACGUCAAUGCAGCUGAAGCAUUUAGUGGAAAGUUUGAAGACCAAUUGGGUACAUUUGAACUAGACAAAUCCGUUCUACAAACAAGAGGCAUUAAAAAGAGGAGUUCUCGAGACAAAAGAGAGCAGAAACUCAAUCGUCAACGUAAAGGACACAGAAUCCAAACUCAAUUUGACACGAGUGAUACUACCACACUUUUCCGAGCAAUUUGCAUAUGCAAAGCGUUUAACAAAUCGUUUAUUGAUUACGACUUAGUGGCAUCGAUGUUCAAGGACUGUGAUGCAAGAUCGUUGAAGAGAACGUGGGUGCAUGUUAGAAAACAAGUGGGUGGUCUUGAUGCAGUGAAUAAAGGUGUGGAAGAGUUUGAACGAGUGGUGAUGAAAGGUGUAGAAGAACUGUAUGUCGUAGUUGAAGAUUUGGAGAACAUUGACCUUCCAUUUUACCUUAAUCUAUGGGCGGGCUUUGACACCUCCAAGAUUGAAAUCACCGACAAAUUUCCUUUAUACUCCACGUUGGUUGAAAACAUGGCAAAUUAUAGCAAGAAGAUUACUGCUGAAACACACAGUGAACUAUUUGAACAGAUUGAUUCUGACUCAAUGAAACAGAAAGAGGAAGCACUUGCUAAUGCUCCUUUUUUUUACAAUGUUCCACAGGAUUUGGUAUCAGACCCAUUGGAACCUGUGAAAACUGCGAUGAAAGGAGUGUAUAGAUCUUCGAAUACGAAGAAAACAAAGCAAAUCAAAGAGAUCUUGUCUCGAUUCAAACCAGAGGAUAUUGAGGCAGCCUUUGCCGCCAUGGAAGACGAGAAAGAGAUUGUUCGCGUUGAUGAAGACACGAACCAAUACAAAUUAACUGAAAAGGUGUAUACAGGCCUCACCUCAAAGCUUUCUAUUUCCUUUUUUAAGCAAGCAGAUUUAUUUGGGGAAAAUGUCAAAGAAGCAACGAAUUCACAACGAGGAAUACUUUUAUCUCAAGGUAUCGAGGAUGGGGAUAUGGCUGAGUUAUUGAACUUGAUAUCCCUAAACGGAAUUUCGCUUGGCCAUAUUGAUAAAAAUUAUACUUUUGAGGGAUAUGAGUCAAGGUCGAUGGACAAAGAUGCCUUGACUUGCGAAUUGAUUGUUUUCAAAGGACCCAAUAACGUUCCGAUUAAUCAGGGUAUUUCAAAAGUCCGCGUUCCAGUUGGCAAACCAUGUUCCUACAUAUGGGUCGAUGUUGAAGGUCAAAUUGAUGUGAAACUUUGGACUCAUAUUAUCAUUUCAUUGUUGUAUGUAAUCCACUAUCGACCCGGUAUACAGGCUCUGUUGUUGUACGAGAAAUUUUGCAAUUUGUUGAGCAGACGUGAAUUUGAGGUUGUGAUAAGAUGGCUUAUCGAUUCAAAGUGCAUCGAAAUAGGAGACUAUUCUGGAAUCUGGUCCAACCAAAACUGGUUGUCACUUUUUGGUUACGAUUAA